Molecule: messenger RNA, 1377 nt
Organism: Frankliniella occidentalis (western flower thrips)
Lineage: Eukaryota; Metazoa; Arthropoda; Insecta; Thysanoptera; Thripidae
Exons: 3
Coding region: 4-630 (208 amino acids)
Source: RefSeq, a predicted model, not a curated record
GUCAUGGCUGCUGCGGACGGGAGCAUGGUGGACGUGCCCGACGUCGUGGACAACGCCCUCCGCCACAUCGCCUCGAAGCAGGGCUUCAAGAAGCCACAGUUCAACGUGACGUCUGGGUCCAGAAAUCGUGAUGGCUUCAUGAGCACACUGUACCGCUGCGUCAUACGGGAUGAGGACUCGGCGCGACCCGCGGAGCUGAAAAUCAUGGUGAAGAUCUCCAGGGAGGGCAUGGAGACCAUGAUGUCGAAUCUUUUCGGCGUGGAGGGCCUGGUGUACGAGACUCUGAUACCCGCCCAGGAGAAGCUGGCGGGUCUGCGCGAGCCGCUGCCCUGGCCCAAGUGCUACUUUUCGGCCGUGAAGGGCUCACACCCUUACUGCCUUGCACUCGAGGACUUCGGCCCCGAGGGCUUCGUAAACGCUGACAGGAGCAAAGGCCUGGACGCAGCCCACAUGCGGCUUGCACUCGAACAGCUCGGCAAGUUCCAUGGCGCGUCCAUGGCCCUGGUGCGGUUGCGCCCCGAACUGUUCAAGACCAUCGAAGACCAGGUGCCAAACCUCCCUAGUAGCGCCAAUGCGCCUUCAUCGCACAUUAAACGCGCAUUACUGAGAGCAUUGAAUGCGCAUAUCUAAUGCGCAUUAAAAUGCGCCUCGAAUGUAACACAUUAUCAACGCAUAUAAUGCGCUGUCAUAAUGCGCAUUGAGAUAACGCAUUUUAUGCGCAUUUCAAAAGCAGAUCGAAUGUGGAACAUCCACGAGCAUUUUAAUGCGCACAUAAUGCACUCUAUACGCGCAUUAGUGACAUAAGAUGCUUUAGGUCAAGUUCGAAUUUCUUUCACGAUGCCUCAUACAGGUCAGGUUCGUUGAACACGCCACGCCAGCCCACAUUGACAAAUAGAAAAAUCCUACUUUGUCCCACACCUUUAGAUAAAGCGUACAGACAACGUACGGUGGAGGUACCUCUGCGAUAGCUAACUAAACGGUCGUGGCGGAUCAUCAGCGAGAGCCAAUGUUUUGGCGGGAACGCUUUUCGGUCAAAGUUUUCAAUAGGAUUUUUUAAAUACGCGUUGAAGGCGAGUGCUAUGCACUUUUCGAAUGCACAUUAUGGACGCAUGUGCAAUGCACAUUGUAGGUGUACUACCAUGCGCGUUCAUCGUGCGCCUUUAAUGCGAGUGCUAUGCACAUUUUAGAAUGCGCAUUGCGGAUGCAUGUUCAAUGCGCGUUACAUAAAGUGCAUGUAUUGCGCAUUAAAUGCGCAUUAAGAAUAUGCAUUUGAGAUGCAUUAUUAAUGCGCAUAUAUAAUGCGCAUUUAUUGCGGGUGAAAUGCGCCUUCGUGAAUGCGCAUUGAGGGUGCAUGUUUGAUGCGCGUUGUAAAACGCA